GAUGCGAGGAGUAUGACAUUAAGAUUCUCUCUAAGUCAUUCCAGAGGAGGGAGUGUCUCAAAAACAGAAUGGCUUCCAGAUCAGCUUCUCCUGAGGAGGAUCUCUCCUGUCCUUUUUGCCAUGAGAUCUUCAAGGAUCCUGUGGUCCUGUCGUGUAGUCACAGUGUCUGUAAAGCCUGUCUGCAGAAAUACUGGAAACAGAGGCGAUCUCAGGAAUGUCCAGUGUGCAGGAAGAGAAGCAGAUCAAAAGGCAAUCCUCCCUGUAACCUGGUCUUAAAGAACCUGUGUGAGGCAUUCUUACAGGAGAGGAGGCGGAGAGAUUCAGGGGAGUCUGAGGAGCGCUGCAAUCUGCACAACGAGAAACUCAAGCUCUUCUGUCUGGACGAUAAACAGCCCAUCUGUGUGGUGUGUCAGACCUCAAAAACCCACAAAAAACAUGACUGCUGCCCCAUAGACGAAGCUGCACAGGAGCACAGGGAGGAACUCCAGACUGUCCUGAAGCCCUUACAGAAGAAGCUGAAGUUCUUUAAUGAAGUUAAAGAUAUCUGUGAUGAAACAGCAAAGCAUAUUAAAAGCAAGGCCCAGAGCACAGAGAUACGGAUUAGAAAGGGAUUUGAGAAGCUCCAUCAGUUUCUACCAGAGGAAGAGGAGGUGAGGAUAGCUGUUCUGAGGGAGGAAGAGGAGCAGAAGAGUCAGGUGAUGAAGGAGAAGAUUGAGGAGAUGAGCAGAGAGAUAUCAUCACUUUCAGACACAAUCAGAGCCUUCGAGGAGGAGCUGAGAGCUGAAGACAUCUCAUUCCUACAGAACUAUAAGGCCACAGUGGUAAGAACCCAGUGUACACUGCCGGAUCCACAGCUGGUCUCAGGAGCGCUGAUAGACGUGGCCAAACACCUGGGAAACCUGCAGUUCAGAGUCUGGGAGGCGAUGCAGGGCAUUGUGAAAUACAGUCCUGUCACUCUGGACCCUAACACUGCCCACCCAGGUCUCGUCCUAUCUGAGAAUCUGACCAUUGUGAAAUGCACAAAUGAGAAACAGCAGCUCCCUGAUAACCCAGAGAGGUUUGAUUACUAUGCAUGGGUCUUGGGUUCUGAGGGCUUUAACUCAGGGACACACAGCUGGGACGUUGAGGUUGGGAACAAUGCAUUCUGGUCACUGGGUGUGAUGAAAAAGUCUGUCCAGAGGAAGGGAGCAGUUAAUACUGGACACUGGCGAUUCUGGCACUUCAAAGGUAAAUACGGUGCAUUUUGCCCACCAGAAUCAACCAGUGUCCUCCCUGUGGCAAAGAAACCCAAGAGGAUCAGAGUACAGCUGGACUGGGACAGAGGAGCACUGUCAUUCUUUGACCCUGAUGAGAACACAUGUUUACACACUAUUAAACACACUUUCACUGAGAGAGUCUUUCCGUACUUGGGUAGUUACUGCAAGCUCUCCCCUCUGAGAAUCGUACCAGCGAAGGCCUCUGUAAAAGUACAGCAUAGUUAGAAUCUCUGUCUAGUGCAACAGCAUUUAUUGAUGAUGAUACGUGUGUCAAUACAUGUUGAUAGGUCAAAAAUCAUCUUACAAAUCAACUCCAUUUUAUUUUACAAUGAACAUAAAUUGUGUUUGACAGUGAAAUGUAUAGAAUGUUAAAGGUAAUUGAGCUCUAUGAGUGUAAACCCCUUGUUCUUGAUCAACCUUGUCACAGUGCACUACCACUGCCCUUCCCCUUCAUGUGAUGUUUCUGCUCAUCUUAAAAAUCUACUUGACAGUCAGUCACACUUCACUUUAUAUUCAUUGUAACAUUAUUUGGGAAGCUUAGCCAUUAGAGGCUUCUGUUCUGGAGGAUGCCAGACAGAGCGGAAUAAUAAUGAUAAUGAUUCCUAUCUGGCUCAAAGAACCAUGAAAAAGAAAGCAAUCUAGUGGUGGGUUGUCUCAGAGAGAGGUGUUGAUUCCUUUAGAACAACCAACCCAGGUACUUGGUGCUGCUACCUGCCCAUUGGUCAGUGGGACGGGUACAGAGUGUUCAUACUGUAGGCAGGUGAGCUGACCGAUGCCUGGUCAGUGAGGACUAGGUAUGUAUGAAGUGUCCUGGCAGUUGCACAGCUCUAGGUGGUUUGACCUGUUAGGAGACAGCCUGACCAGCCCUGUAGGCUUUGAACCUCAGCAGAGCAGGCCGACUCCGUCUGAGAGGAGCUAUCAAACUAAACGUGAGGUAUUCUAUCCUCCCUGUGUAUUGUAAAUGAUUUGUAAGACCUGAUGUAUGUCUUGUUAUUACCAGUUAUUCUCUAUAAUAAAAUUGGACAAAAACGGGAA
Messenger RNA from Salvelinus fontinalis (brook trout), 2291 nucleotides. Its product is annotated as zinc-binding protein A33-like. The record is from RefSeq and is a predicted model, not a curated record. The coding region runs from base 69 to 1481 and encodes 470 amino acids. Gene Ontology annotation, molecular function: zinc ion binding; protein binding. NCBI's taxonomy places the organism in Eukaryota, Metazoa, Chordata, Actinopteri, Salmoniformes, Salmonidae. The transcript has 6 exons.